ACGCGCAGGCGCAGUACGGGCCUGGGCGCACCAUGGCGGGCCCGGGGCUGGUGGCGGGGGAUGUUGUGGUGGAUGCGCUGCCCUACUUCGACCAGGGCUAUGAGGCGCCGGGCGUCCGGGAGGCGGCCGCGGCGCUAGUGGAGGAGGAGACGCGGCGGUACCGGCCCACCAAGAACUACCUCAGCUACCUGCCGGCGCACGACUUCAGCGCCUUCGAGACCGAGAUCAUGCGGAACGAGUUCGAGCGCCUGGCGGCCCGACAGCCCCUGGAGCUGCUUAGCAUGAAAAGGUACGAGCUGCCGGCGCCGUCCUCCGGGCAGAAGAACGACAUCACGGCGUGGCAGGAGUGCGUGAACAACUCCAUGGCGCAGCUGGAGCACCAGGCCGUGCGCAUCGAGAACCUGGAGCUCAUGUCGCAGCACGGCUGUAAUGCCUGGAAGGUGUACAACGAACAUCUGGUUCAUAUGAUAGAACAAGCCCAGAAAGAGCUUCAGAAGUUGAGGAAAAACAUUCAGGAUCUGAACUGGCAACGAAAGAACAUGCAACUCACAGCUGGGGCCAAGCUCCGAGAAAUGGAAUCCACAUGGGUGUCUCUUGUCAGUAAAAACUAUGAGAUUGAACGAACCAUUGUGCAGCUGGAAAAUGAAAUCUCACAAAUCAAACAGCAGCAUGGUGAGGCGAACAAGGAGAACAUCCAGCAAGACUUCCAGUGACUUCACCCUUGGUGUCUCACUGCAGCAUGUGUUAACACAAAAACCUUUGGAGAUGCUGUGUCUUUGUAGACAUCGUGAGUUGCAGUUGUGUGCAGUUAUUUUCAUUGUUUCUUUUUUUCAUUUCUAGGACUCAAAAUGCUCUGUUCAAAUGUGUUAUGUGCAUAGUUAAAUGUAUUUUAACUGGUUUGUGAAUUGUUUCACUUUUAAAUACCAAAUGUAGGAGCUCUUAAAGAAAAGCCUUUUCAUGAUUUUACAUUUUCCCCUAUGCCGUUAAUAAACACGGUUUUGCUAUCUGUA
This is a messenger RNA of Neopsephotus bourkii (Bourke's parrot), 1010 nucleotides long. It is a transcript of the gene BCAS2, whose product is annotated as BCAS2 pre-mRNA processing factor. The record is from RefSeq and is a predicted model, not a curated record. NCBI's taxonomy places the organism in Eukaryota, Metazoa, Chordata, Aves, Psittaciformes, Psittacidae. Gene Ontology annotation, cellular component: precatalytic spliceosome; Prp19 complex; catalytic step 2 spliceosome. Bases 33 to 713 code for a protein of 226 amino acids. The transcript has 7 exons. Gene Ontology annotation, biological process: mRNA processing.